UGGCCAGCAGGAACCCUCAGGAGGGGUUCAGAUUGCUCAAGGACCCACUGGAGAGACCAGGCUUAGGCUGGGUUGCCUGGCCUGGGAGGUCUCUGAGCAACAGGUCAGGGAAGGUCCCCAGCAGUGCAAGGUGGUGUGACUCGCCUCCUGCCAGCGUAAAGUGGACUCUGCCCCCAGGACAGGAACUAACCAGGCAGGGCCUCUUCAGUCCCGACUUGUGAACCCUGAUCAGUGUGACCAGAGCCAAGGUCAGAGAAACAUGGAGCCCAACACUGUCCAGCUGACGAGGAUGGAGUACGCCAUGAAGUCCCUCAGCCUUCUCUACCCCAGGUCCCUCUCCAGGUACGUGGCAGUCAGCACCUCGGUGGUGACCCAGAAGCUGCUGUCAGAGCCCAGCCCGGAGGCCCCCAGGGCCCGGCCCUGCAGAGUAAGCAGUGCUGACCGGAGUGUGCGGAAGGGCAUCAUGACACACAGCCUUGAGGACCUCCGCCUCAAGGUCCAGGAUACCCUGAUGCUGGCAGACAAGCCUUUCUUCCUGGUGCUGGAGGAAGAUGGCACAACUGUAGAGACAGAAGAGUAUUUCCAAUCCCUGGCAGAUGACACCGUAUUCAUGGUCCUCCAUAAGGGGCAGAAAUGGCAGCCCCCAUCAGAGCAGGGCACUAGGUACCAACUCUCCCUCUCCCGUAAGCCUGCCGAGAAGAUCGAUGUGGCCCGAGUAACCUUCGACCUGUACAAGGUGAACCCACAGGACUUCAUUGGUUGCCUGAACGUGAAGGCGACUCUCUAUGGCACAUACUCCCUUUCCUAUGAUCUGCGCUGCUACGGGGCCAGACGCGUCAUGAAAGAAGCUCUCCGCUGGGCCCUCUUCAGCAUGCAGGCCACAGGCCACGUGCUGCUCGGCACCUCCUGUUACCUGCAGCAGCUCCUGGAUGCCACAGAGGGAGGGCAGCCUCCCAAGAGCAAAGCCCCAUCCCUCAUCCCGACCUGUCUGAAGAUACUGCAAUGAAAGCCCAGCCAAGGACUAGACCGGGGACCCCAUGCUCAGCUGGUAAGCACCCACAAGCCUGGCAGCUAGACAGCUUCUUACCUUCCCAACACCUCCCUCAGCCCCACAGGAACAUGAAUGAUGAAGCAGGGGGAAGGGCCGGAAACCUGGGCUGGGCUGGCCAAAGGAGAACUGAGGGCUCUUGGCCUGGUCCGGCUCCUUCCUGCCCCAGGUAGCUUAGCGGGCCAAGACUGGUCACCAGCAGGCUAUGGCAGGAAGGCUGUCCCUCAGCAACCUGUCUUCACGUGCUACACUUUCAUUACACUGCCUACCUCCUGGCCUCCCAUCCCAAAUGCUCCUGAGUGAAUUGUCAACCCACUCGUGUAUGAUAUUAGAGAGUUCGCAAUAAAUUAUUUACGCUGAUACAUCUUCUUUGCUUC
Balaenoptera musculus (blue whale) is the source of this 1425-nucleotide messenger RNA. RefSeq names its product cell death inducing DFFA like effector c (gene CIDEC). Lineage: Eukaryota; Metazoa; Chordata; Mammalia; Artiodactyla; Balaenopteridae. Gene Ontology annotation, biological process: apoptotic process; regulation of apoptotic process. The record is from RefSeq and is a predicted model, not a curated record. The coding region runs from base 260 to 1006 and encodes 248 amino acids. The transcript is spliced from 6 exons.